CGAGUGACGUAAUGCCACACGGAAGUGGUAUCAACGUGCUUUUGUGUAUCUUUCCCCUUCAAAUUACUGUACGUGAAAACAUAUUUAGAGAAAUAAUUUGAAAGGACAUAAAUACACAGGGAGCGACCUAAUUCUAAAACAGAUAACUUAUGCAACAUCUAAUAAAUGUACAUAAUGAUUCCUGGCCGGUGAAGCUUGAAUGUUUUCGACAGUUUUUCUGUCAUUUCAAUAAUUGACGUGAACUUUCGGACUCCCAUAAGCUAACACCAGACUGCUCAUGGCGAUGCGGGGACUGCAGACCGCCGGGUUUGUGCUCUGUCUGACCGGACUGCAGCUCGUUCACGCCGCGGAUCCUCCGUAUUAUGUGGCCGCUGUGUACGAGCACCGAGUGAUUCUGAACCGGAACCCCGGAGUCCCGUUGGACCGGAGAUCUGCCCUGGAGCACAUGAAGCAGAACCUGCGUGUGUUUGAGGAGCAGACAGCGCUGGCAGCACAGCAGGGUGCCCAUAUCAUAGUGUUUCCAGAGGAUGCCAUCCAUGGGUUCAACUUCACCAGAGCUUCUAUUGCUGGUUAUCUAGAGACAGUUCCAGACCCUGAGGUGGUCACAUGGAGUCCGUGUGCUGAUCCAGACCGAUUCCCAGACACCGAGGUCCUCCACAGCCUCAGCUGUAUGGCCCGUAAGAAUCGUAUCUUCGUAGUGGCGAACAUGCCCUCCUGUCAGACCUGUAGCAGAACCAAAGACCCUCAUUGUCCCGUGGACGGCCAGUAUCAGUUCAACACUAAUGUGGUGUUCAGUGACCACGGCACCAUUGUGGCCCGAUAUCACAAACAAAACUUGUACUUCGAAGCAGCGUUUGACACACCACCGAAGCUCGAGUACAUCACGUUCACCACCCCGUUUGCCGGCCGAUUUGGGGUGUUUACAUGUUUCGAUAUUCUGUUUCGUGACCCGGCAGUGACACUAGUGAAGGACAUGGGCGUUAGGCAAAUCGUUUACCCCACCGCAUGGAUGAACCAGCUCCCCCUGCUGGCCGCCGUGCAGUUUCAGCGCUCAUUUGCGCAUGCGGCCGGCGUUACGCUGUUGGCUGCUAACAUCCGAGCCGCUGAUUUUGGCAUGACUGGAAGCGGGAUCUUCACUCCUUGGGACUCUCUUAUUCAUCACGAUACCAAGGGGAGUUCUGGGAAAUUGCUAGUGCGUACAGUACCAGUGCUUGACCCAACGUUUAGGGGAGGAGUGGACGACAUGACGUGUACAAUUUCGCCAUUUUCUGGUUAUCGAAAAAAGAAUCAGGGUUCGAAAGAGCUAGAAACGACUCAGAUGUGGCCAACAAGCAGCUUUGACAGAAAACAAGGCGAUUUUGAUCUGAGAAUCCCAACAUUUACCUCCAUAAUGAUGUAUGAUAAUUUCACUCUGGUCCCUCUAGUGGGCAAUGAAGGGAACCUCAGCGUUUGCAGCGGCUCCCUCUGCUGCCACCUGCUGUUCCGGAGGUCAGUCGCACCAGAGUUUUACGCUCUAGGGGUGUUCAACGGGCUCCACGUGGUACAUGGGACAUAUUACCUGGAGGUUUGCACCCUGGUCAAGUGCACGGGUCUGGAGCACAGCAGCUGCGGUGGAGAGACCGAACACGCUCGUACGCUGGUGGAUUUCAGGUUAGAGGGAACGUUUACAACUCGACAUGUAUUUCCAGGGAUUCUGGGUAGCGGGAUGACUCUGGAGAUUCCCGAUCAUUCUGGCUGGGAGAGCGGAGACCGGUUUUACAUGAGCCGAACGGGAAUGUCCUCUGGGCUUGUGACAGCAAUGAUGUAUGGGAGACACUAUGAAAGGGACGGCGCCUAAAGACACAAACGUCUUUUGACUGCACUACACCUAAUAUUAAAGGCCAUCUGUAUUGCAACUGUUUGGCAUUUGUUUUUAUUAUGUCCAGUUAUUAUCUCAUCUUAUGUGAAGAAAUAGACUUUUUGGAAGCUCGAGGCAUAGAAGAUUUAUUUAUAAUGACUAUAAUUACUUAUUUAUACUUAUAUAAUUGAAUGUACCAAAAGGUCAGGUCACAUACUUGAUAUUUCCAUUGUCUUUUAACUCUUAUAAAAGAAAUCAGACACACGUUAAAAUUCAGUCACGCACACACAUAAACACAUCUUUCUGAGGUACAACAGGUUGAAGCCACAAUUCCUCACGAGCACAGAGGAAUAAACACUCAGUUUAAACUCUGAAGGCAUGUCUGUCGUUUUGCUCUUUAUAUUUGUAUAAUAAAUAAUUCAUAAUGAUGCAAACUUAAAAUCAGUCUUCAUGCACAAACGGGGUUAAAAGUAAAGCUCGAGGAGCAUUCUGCAGCUCUUGGUCCCUGACGUCUUCAGUUUAUCAUGUCUCCUCAUGUUUUAUGUAAAUGUUAUUAUGGGUUCCACAUCUGUCAAGAUGAGCAAAAUGGAAAACAAUGAGAAUUUAGCUGUGAAAUAAUAUGUAGAAGUGAUCCUUUGCCAUUUGAACAAGUUUACAGGUAAAGUCCCCCCCCCAAAUAAAUAAAUAAGGUAAUUAUUUUCUCACUCUGAUCGUGUUCCAAACCCAUCUGACUUUUUUCUUGCAUGCAACACAAAAUGAUGGAUGUCAAUGGUGCCAUAAUUCAUUAGAGAGCUCCAGCGGAUAUUUAGUGAAUAAGUUCUUUAAUUUCAGGAUCCUCACUAAAAACUUGCAGCUUCAAAAGACUCAAAUUAAAGCCAUAGGACUGCUUUUAUGGUGCAUAUUUUUCAUUUUGAAACUUUUACAGCAACUUUUUGUCAUUGCGGAACUUAUACAGAUUUAUUUAUUGUUUUUAGCAAUAGUAACUUUUACGUCACUUUGUCAUUAUAAAAUUUUUUUGGCUCUUUUUUGUCAUUAAGGAACUUUUAUGGUGCUUUUUGUAAAUGUACUUUUUUGUAAUUCUUGUCAUUGUGGACCUUUUUUUAAUUGUAGAACUUAAUUGGUCAUUAUGGACCUUUUACGGAGCUUUUUUUGCAACAUUUACAGAUUUUUUUGUUUUUGUGGAACUUUUACAGUGUUUUUGGGAGUCAUUUCGGACCUUUCAAAGCUUUUUUGUAAUUUUUGUGUGAUUGUGGAACCUUUUUGAUGCUUUAUCAUUUCUGGGUCAUUAUAUACUUUUUGUAAUGUUCUUCUUACUUCUUUUUUGACAUUGUGUAACUUUUACUUCACUUUGUCAUCAUAAAAAUCUUUUGGCUCUUUUUUGUCAUUAAGGAACGUUUACGGUGCUUUUUGUAAACGUAAUUUAUUGUAAUUUUUGUCAUUGUGGACCUUUUUUUAAUUGUAGAACUUAAUAAUUACCUUAAAUUUGAGAAAACAAAUAGUUGUAAAAGUUCUAUAACGAGCAAAAAAGUUCCUUAAACUUUGAACUACAUUGAAAAUGUCAUUAUGGACCUUUUCCGGAGCUUUUUUUGCAACAUUUACAGAUCUUUUGUAAUUUUUAGUCUUUGUGGAACUUUUACAGUGUUUUUGAGAGUCAUUUCAGACCUUUCAAAGCUUUUUUGUAAUUUUUGUGUGAUUGUGGAACCUUUUUGAUGCUUUAUCAUUUCUGGGUCAUUAUAUACUUUUUUUAAUGUG
Molecule: messenger RNA, 3589 nt
Organism: Xyrauchen texanus (razorback sucker)
Lineage: Eukaryota; Metazoa; Chordata; Actinopteri; Cypriniformes; Catostomidae
Gene: btd
Product: biotinidase
Molecular function (GO): hydrolase activity, acting on carbon-nitrogen (but not peptide) bonds, in linear amides
Source: RefSeq, a predicted model, not a curated record